AAGAAAGCGCAUAGAUAGGCGGUGGUAUGUUCGCCCUUUAAAUCAUAAAAGAGAUCAGGAUGGGGAGUUUGUGUCUCUGGUGCUUCCCAUGCGAAGCCUGGACGAGGAGAGACAUUUCCAGUAUUUUAGGAUGUUGGCGCCAAAAUUCGAUCAACUGCUCUCACAAGUCGUCCGCUUUCUCCCGGACACUCACCAAAAUCACCGCAACCCGAUUGGAGCUUCGCAAAGGCUUGCAGUGACUUUGCGGUACCUUACGACAGGCAUCAGCCUGCAGGCACUCUCUGCAAGCUACAAAAUGGGCACCAGCACUGUUUCGGGCAUUGUAGAUGAGAUGUGUUGUGCCAUCUGGGAUGCCCUUCAGGGGGAGUUCAUGGCCUUUCCUUCGCUCAGUCAGUGGCAGGACAUAGCGGAGGACUUUUGGAGACAGUGGCAGUUUCCCCUAUGUGUCGGAGCGAUUGACGGGAAGCAUGUUCGCAUCAGAGCACCACCACGAUCAGGCAGCGACUUCUACAAUUACAAAGGUUUUUUUUCUAUUAUUCUUAUGGCAGCUGCUGAUGCGAACUAUAGAUUUAUUUACAUCGAUGUUGGCGCAUUCGGGCGUGAGAGCGAUGGAGGUGUCUUGGGCCGCAGUGCGUUUGGAUCCAGACUGGCAGAGGGAAAGCUCAAUCUACCUGCUGAUGGUGUCUUACCGGGCACCACAACGCCCAGUCCUUUUUUUUUCCUGGGGGAUGAGGCAUUUCCCUUACAGGAGAACCUGAUGCGACCCUAUCCAGGUGGGAAUAAAAAUAAUUGA
Messenger RNA from Pimephales promelas (fathead minnow), 793 nucleotides. The record is from RefSeq and is a predicted model, not a curated record. Lineage: Eukaryota; Metazoa; Chordata; Actinopteri; Cypriniformes; Leuciscidae.